Gadus chalcogrammus (walleye pollock) is the source of this 1567-nucleotide messenger RNA. RefSeq names its product coiled-coil domain-containing protein 42 like-2 (gene ccdc197). The record is from RefSeq and is a predicted model, not a curated record. NCBI's taxonomy places the organism in Eukaryota, Metazoa, Chordata, Actinopteri, Gadiformes, Gadidae. The transcript has 9 exons. The coding region runs from base 97 to 1260 and encodes 387 amino acids.
UAAAUACGAAUGCAAAUCAUUUCGCAACGUGCAGAUAGAGAAGUUAUGUUAGUUAAAUUAUAGUGAAGACCUGCUUGGAAAUUAAAAGUAACAAACAUGGCAACUGGGUCUUUUCCUUUCAUAGAGAACGGCGAUCCUCGACUACAACUAACGUUGGAAAAUAGAAUAAGAAAUAUUUUUGAAACGCAGUUGGAAGAAACCAGACAUUCAGAAAAUGUCAACUACAUACCUGUCUUAACCGAGGCCCCUGGCAAAAUCUUAGAGACAGGGGUGAACACCUUGCAACGGACCCUGGUUCUGAAAAAGCAGGUUGAAUUGGACGAAGUGGACCGGCAGCUAUCAUUGAAACACCAAGAGUUUAAAAUCCUCAUUCAGACUCUGAGUCAGCGAAGCGCUGAACUGCUCCGGAAACACCAGGAGACUAAAGAAAAAGCGAAGAAGUUUGAAAAGUUUGUGGAGGAUAAUGAAGGGAAGCGACGGCGGGCUGUGAAGAAAUACCAAACGGCACGAGAACAAAAUACCCUGAAGAAGCGGGAAAUUGAAGACAUAGUCCAGCAGCUGCUGCAACUUAAAGUCAGGCAACAGGGAUUAAAAGGCAGAGUGGCCAAAUACAAAAUCUACGAGGACUACUUGAUGAAACUGCUGGACUAUCUCCCUGAAAGUUACCUGGACUAUGGGAACGAGUCUCCGAUCAUGCCGCUGAUUCAUCGCCACGAGACGCUGUCGGUCACCAAGCAGGAACUGGAGCAGCGGGGUGGGCAGCUGGUCCAGGAGCUGGAGCAGGGCCAGAGACACCUGGACCUUCAGAAGCAGCAGCGCAAGACGGACCAGCUGAUGAACAACAGGGCCCUGUCUGACCUCCAGGGUCAACUGGACAUGCUGAAAGAGCAGAAAAAGCAGCGGGAAAUGAACCUGCUCAUGGACCAAGGCCACCAGAGAGGCCAGGUGGAAGAAGUGGCGAGCCUGCUCAUUGCGGUCAGGAACCUAGGAGGGCAGUGCCAUUUAAAUACAUACGGACCGCUGGAAGACAUGGACUUGUUAAGAAUGAUGGACAUGGUCCAAGAAUACAUACUAGAGACCAGAGACACGGAGAGGAAAGCCACCAGACUGAUGCAGCAUGGGGGGGGGGCCAGUUGGACGGACUUAGCCGCCGCAUUCAGCCAAGGAGCUGCGCCCGCAGUGAAAAACAGCAGCAGCAAAACACUCAUUAAAAGUCCAAGCAAAUUCAGCCAGAAGAGUGGAAUAUCUAUAGUUCAUUAGACUCUUAUGGAGGGAAUCUAUAAGUUGAGUCGAAGAGUAUUUAGGUUAUUCAGAUAACUUUAUUAAUCCUGGGGUAUUCUGUUUCUAUAACAAUUGCUUUGUUGAAGAUAUACACAAUACAAAUAUUCUAAGUACAAAUUAUGAAACACAAAAGGUACGGUAAUACAAAUAUGGAAAUGUGUAAAUAAAUACAAAAAAUGUAUAUUAAGUAAACAUAAAAAAUAAAAAAUAAACUAUUAUGUGCACCUUUAGCUCCACAACCCCCCUUCAUACUUAUACCUAUCAUGCUGAUUUUUUUGAUAUAAUU